UGGUUUGGUCAUAGUUCCAUGGAAUUAGACAGGGAGAAUAAAAGAAUAUUACCUGGGUUCUGGAAAUUGUCUACCAUGAAUUCAAUAAAACCCAAAUGAAGUAGAUAAAAUUCAGAAACUCAGGCAACAGCAGGAACUUUGAAAGGUAAGAAACAUUAUAAGAUGUCUGAUGCUGAUCAAAAGCACUCAUCAUCUCACGGUGGCCAUUUCACUGCAUCUCAUCCAUGUAGUGCAUCAAAAUGUUCUGUUCCGAGUAAUGUUGUCCUAGAUCACACAAGUGCUACAACUCUAUCUGUUCCUCCCUUUGCUCCACAGCCUGGCAUAGGGCAGCAAAUUGGUGACCCAGUCUCCAGUGUGACCCGUAGUACAGCCACUCCACCGGUAUCCUCCUCAGACUGCAAUAUACAUGAAUUUUGCUACUAUUUUCAACAGUUCAUAUUUAUUUCUGCCAUUAUGACUGGAAGUGCACUUGUCGUUGCUGGUGCUGUUAUGCAUGCACAGAAUGGAGAGCUCUUGGUGUUUGUGUACAUUGGUGUUUUGUUAGUUGGUGUCAACACUGUUUUACUUAUGAUUCAAUGCUACGUGAGAAGAAAACAGAAAAAGCGAGCUCGUGCCUAUUCAGCAGGACGGCGUCCACAGGAUAAUAGAGCUGUACACUACAGUGUUCUUAGUACAAACCCACCAGUUAGUGUUCCUGUUUCACACACACAGCCUACUACACUAACAUUUGAUGGUAAUUCUAGAUACCCAUACCACCACAGAAUUCAUUCUGAUGUCCCACAUCCCAUGUAUGGAGACUGGAGGGGGCCUCAGCAGUAUGGAGUUAAGACUUCAGUGGAAACUGGACCACAUGGUCACUAUAUGCUGCCUAUUCCAACUUCUCAGGCUCCUCCCACAUUUCGAUCAAGGUCGGUUAUGAGCAACACACGCUACACAAAGGAGAACUUCCCUCAUUCUCCACCUCUGAAUCAGCAUUCCUCACAUAGACCAAUAGUAACACCACAGGGUUCUCAACUUCCUACCCCCAGAAGUGACUGUAUGCCAUUUGACUCUUAUACUCCAUCUGGCCCACCACCAAGUUAUAAUGAGCUUCUCCAUUCAGGAAGAUUACCACAAGAUGGCACCACAGUCCACAUUCUCUGAGUUAGUACUUGCAAAAAUGAAAAAAAAGUUAUCAAACCUCAGGAAGUUUUCUUGUGUGUUUUAAGCUUGUCUAUUACUUUAUUCUGUGUACUUUGUGUAUAUUGUAUUUCUUAAGUUUGUAUGAUAUAAACUGUAUUAACAAUUGUCAAAGAGAUGAUAUGUGUGAUAUGUUAGUUGCACUGUUAUUAUGAGUAUAUAUGUACAUGUAUGCUCAUUCUUCAACUUGUAGUUAUUGGAGUGUCUUUAGAAAUUUGGUUGUACUUGUUUCUUGAGAAAAUUGUUAAUAUAUCAAAUACUAUUGUAAUUAGUAAAACCUAUUUAUCCACUAGUUGUUUCUUUUUCUGUAGAGUGUUGAAAAUGUAAAUACUCAGAUGUGUAUUUUUUGCGUACAGAGAUCUAUAUGGAGUAUCGGAAGUGUUAGGAUUUUAUUAGAGUCGUGUAUAAAAGAAUACAAAUAACAUUAAGAAUCUCAGUUCUUGUAGAUACUGAUUAUACACGUAUUCAUACGCACUUUUCUCUACAGUGUAUUUUAGUUUUUCAAAGUAAACAUAACAUUUUUCUUUGGUAUAUCUAAGUAUGUACAAUGUAUGUACACUUAUUGUGCUUUUCAUUUUUGAUGUGUAUUUUGAAUCACCAUCGAACUUUAUUUAAUAAUCACCUAAAUUUCUUUCUUCAUAAUGUUCUGUUACUGUACGUAUUUUUUUUACAGAAGUUUAUGAAAUUGAUGUGUCAAGCCAAAUUUAAAAUUAAAAUUAUACAACAUAUUCUUGCAUAUGUAAACCUCAUGUUUUUAUUUUGUUAAUGUUUACGUUGUACUGUGCAUAUUAAAGUUCAUUGUGCUUGUUUGUUUUGUAUGCUGUUCAGAGAUUAAGAAAGUUUCAUAAUGAAGAGUUAUUACUUUCUGUUCAGAUGUUUUAUUGCUCCAUUGUAUAGGUUUGUACAUAGGUACAUGAUGAUGAUAUCGGGUUACUAACUACACAAAAUGUUGCAUAAAAUUCCUAAAAUGAAAAUACAUAAAAACAACAUAACUUUUCUCUGAAGUUUUUAUAUGGAUAUUGUCAUAAUUCUUUAUAGAAUGACUUUUGGAAAUUGGUAUCAAUUUCCUGUACUGGGUUUUAAUUUCUUUGUCAGAGUCUCACAAUUAGUCUAAUAAGCAAAGGAGAGAUGAGUGUGUACGAAUCAUUUCACAAAGAAAACAUUCAACACAAAUUUCCCUAGUUAUAUACUGCCAGUUCCAAAAUAUUUUUAAUUAUUGCAGCAUACACUACUAUACUGUAGAUCAGGGGCUGUCCAACCUUUUCAGUCCUAGACACUACUAUACUGUAGAUCAGGGGCUCUCCAACUUUUUCAGUCCUAGAUGCUUUUUUAUGAGGGUGAACAAUCCACACCACCACCACCACCCCUAGUUGUUAGGUAAUUAAAAAUCAGCAAAUAAUUACUACUUGUACGAAAUGCUAGUACAAUAAUACAGUUCUACAUAUACAGUUUGGUUUCAAAUGAAUACAUAACUUUAAAACAAUCACAAAAUAUGUAAAAUACUAAAAAGGGCCACAUGUGGCCUAUUGGUUAAUGUACCCAGACUAUGAAUCCUCAAAUUCGUAGUUUAUGUCCUGUUUACCUUAAAUAUGUGCUCUGUACUUUGGGGCCUUGGAUGCUCUAUGAAAGUGAUGGUCCAAUUCAACUAUUUGGUUUAAAAAAGCAGCCCAAAAAUUGGUAGUUUUUCUGUUGACUAGCUGCCUUCCCUAGUCUAGUCUGUCAGUUCAGAAUCAUAUUGAUAUGUGUGCAGCUAGCCCUUCUCUGAACUCUUUUAAGCACUUCAAUUUCAUCCCUAAGGUAAGGAGUCCAAGACUGGACACAGUACUCCAAAUGUGACCUACACAAUGACGUUAUAACCUCUUUAGACUUGUAUUCAAUAUUUCUGUAGAUAA
Molecule: messenger RNA, 3071 nt
Organism: Limulus polyphemus (Atlantic horseshoe crab)
Lineage: Eukaryota; Metazoa; Arthropoda; Merostomata; Xiphosura; Limulidae
Exons: 3
Coding region: 163-1143 (326 amino acids)
Source: RefSeq, a predicted model, not a curated record